AUCGCGGGGCUUUGUCACCCAUGGGGGCAUCUCGGAGUCUCCUCACAGCCCAGAAUGUUCGCGUUCGGGAGCUUCCCAGAGGUCAUCGAAAGUCCAGGAACUUCUUAUAGGUCGUCGAAUGUGCAGUGGCCCUCCAACACGUGUUCCGCCUCUGCCUGUCUUUUCGUGGGGCCCAGAACGCCUGACUGGAACCGACCGAGCCUGCGGAAGAAUGGCGGUCGCCUGACUGGAGCCCUUGAGAGGAAAGAUCCCCGCGAGUGAAGGAGAGGAGGCCUGAGCUUGCGGGAGUCGUCAGCAGCAGGACUCCGGCCAGGCUGGGGCCUGUGCUCUCCGAGGGACGGAGGAUAAAAGGAAAAAGUGGAGGAUAAAAUGUAGAAAAUAAAGUCAUAUGUUUCCCGGGAAAGCUCUACUUCCAAAAAAGAGGGAGCCAGGAGGGGAUUAUUUUUCCUCGGCCGUCAAUGGUGAAGAGACCCUUGGUGGGUGGAGAGAGGAGGCCCAUGAGCCCGACAGCCGACUCCGGGCUGACUGACCCUGGCUGAGGUCAGAGAGCAGCAGGCGGCGGCUCAGAAGACAGAUGCUAAUCACAGGCAGAAGAGCCUGCGUGGUAAAAAUAUGUGCUCCAAGCGUCUGGUGACUCUGGCCCGGGGACUUGCGCCCGCCUUUCUGCGCUUCGGGGGCAAAAGGACCGAUUUUCUGCAGUUUCAGAACCUGAGGAACCCAGCGAAAAGCCGCGGAGGUCCCGGCCCGGAUUACUAUCUGAAAAACUAUGAGGAUGACAUUGUUCGAAGUGAUGUUGCCUUGGAUAAACAGAAGGGCUGCAAGAUUGCCCAGCAUCCUGAUGUUAUGUUGGAGCUCCAGCGGGAGAAGGCAGCUCAGAUGCAUCUGGUUCUUCUAAAGGAGCAAUUUUCCAAUACUUACAGUAAUCUCAUAUUAACAGCCAGGUCUCUAGAUAAACUUUAUAACUUCGCUGAUUGCUCUGGACUCCACCUGAUAUUUGCUCUAAAUGCACUGCGUCGUAAUCCCAAUAACUCCUGGAACAGUUCUAGUGCCUUGAGUCUGUUGAAGUACAGUGCCAGCAAAAAGUACAACAUUUCUUGGGAACUGGGUAAUGAGCCAAAUAACUAUCGGACCAUGCAUGGCCGGGCAGUAAAUGGCAGCCAGUUGGGAAAGGAUUACAUCCAGCUGAAGAGCCUGUUGCAGCCCAUCCGGAUUUACUCCAGAGCCAGCUUAUAUGGCCCUAACAUUGGGCGGCCCAGGAAGAAUGUCAUCGCCCUUCUAGAUGGAUUCAUGAAGGUGGCAGGAAGCACAGUGGAUGCAGUUACCUGGCAACAUUGCUACAUUGAUGGCCGGGUGGUCAAGGUGAUGGACUUCCUGAAAACUCGCCUGUUAGACACACUCUCUGACCAGAUUAGGAAAAUUCAGAAAGUAGUUAAUACAUACACCCCAGGAAAGAAGAUUUGGCUUGAAGGCGUGGUGACCACCUCAGCUGGAGGCACAAACAAUCUGUCAGAUUCCUAUGCUGCAGGAUUCUUAUGGUUGAACACUCUAGGAAUGCUGGCCAAUCAAGGCAUUGAUGUUGUGAUACGGCACUCAUUUUUUGAUCAUGGAUAUAAUCACCUCGUGGACCAGAAUUUCAACCCAUUACCAGACUACUGGCUCUCUCUCCUUUACAAGCGCCUGAUAGGCCCCAAAGUCUUGGCGGUGCAUGUUGCUGGGCUCCAGCGGAAGCCACGGCCAGGCCGAGUGAUCCGGGACAAACUAAGGAUUUAUGCUCACUGCACAAACCACCACAACCACAACUAUGUUCGAGGGUCCAUUACACUUUUUAUCAUCAACCUGCACCGAUCAAGAAAGAAAAUCAAACUGGCCGGGACUCUCAGGGACAAGCUGGUGCACCAGUAUCUGCUGCAGCCCUAUGGACAGGAGGGCCUGAAGUCCAAGUCAGUGCAGCUGAACGGCCAGCCCUUAGUGAUGGUGGAUGAUGGGACCCUUCCAGAAUUGAAGCCCCGCCCCCUGCGGGCCGGCCGGACAUUGGUCAUCCCUCCAGUCACCAUGGGCUUUUAUGUGGUCAAGAAUGUCAAUGCUUUGGCCUGCCGCUACCGAUAAGCCACCCUCACACUCACAAGGUGCCAGCGUGCCUGCUGGACUGCUGUCCACUCUUCUACCCUAAUUGUAACCUUAUUUUUCAGACAUCUUCUUAGCAACAAAGCAGCCUCUGCUGCCCCCAUCCUGCUGGAAUCGACAUAGAUUUGCUCUCCAAAGAGAUAAAUGUCAAACGUUAGCCUAGGUAGGUCACAUCCACCCCAAAGGAAAAUGUAGACAUGAUCUGUACCUGUAAGGAUGAAGAUAUGUGUGUAGAGCUGUGUAUAUCCUUAUACAUGCACCAUGAAGACAAGCUGACAGUGCACUCCCAGGACAAAGGAAACAACUCCCCAUGAUCCUGGUCACAGCAAUGUAACUACAGAUCUUAGCCUGUGGCUGCUGUCCCCAGUGGAAUAUGAGCGAGGAAAAAACGCGGGGGACGUACGAGAGCUCAAUCUUCUUCUAACUCCACUUCUUUGUCUGCUCCCUGCUAUUGCCCUGGGUUUCCCAUCACCUCUCUUCCCAUAGGGGCGCAAGUGGGUGAGUCAGCACCGGCCUGCUGGGCGAGCUGUUUCUGUAAUUUCCAGGCUGAUGUAUGAGUGUGUGCAUCUGGGUUUCUGACAGUGGCAUCAAUCAAUGGCUAUUCCUCUGGGAAGCGGGUGCUUCAAAAGUAAAAUUGCAAUCAUACUCCAGAUUUUGUAAGAAGGUUCUAUUCCUCUGUAAAUCCAGAUACCCCUGGGGUUGGAAUGGGAGUCAGGUAACAAUAUUCAUUGAGUGGAGAGCAAUGUAUUAGGCACCACAAAAAGCCAUCAUCAUCCGUCAUGUGGCUGUGAGGGAGAGAGUUUUAGUACAAAGAGAAAGCACGUCAAACCGCCAAACACAGACACACACGCACUCACCAACUGAACAAAGCAAAUAAUUAGACCUUCCUCGAAUUUGAGAAGGGUAAGCCCUUACUUGUUUGGUUGACCAAAACCAUUAGGAAAAAAAAGAGGUGUAAACCAAAGGUCAUCACCGUUAAGACGCAACUGAAUCCAGCCUUUCUGCCUCCUCCCAAGUAGCUGUGUGCCUCUCAGUGCAUUUACCAGGCAGAUAUCUAAUCUGGGCAUUAAAGAGGACCAGGUCCAUCCUGGCCCAGACCAGCUUAUCUGAGCACGGAACAAAGCUUUCAGUCAGCCAUUUUGAGGAACGGGGAAUCUGGAGACAGGUCUGACAGGAAAACUAUGGAAUGGUAGGUGGGAAGCUCUCAAGUUGGGCAGGUGGGACGUGGAGUGAUUUAAAGUUCAUGAUGAGGACAUUCUCUGUGAUUCAAGGAGUAUGUGUGGGGCUUUGCAAACAGGCUGCAACUGAACACUACUUUCUUUCUGUGGAUGUGAUUCUUUUUCACAGGAUAAAUGACAUGAAUGACGCUUUUUUUUAAAGGAGGAGAUAUUUGACAAUGUCAUAGGAUUCCAAUUAAGAGAGUGAUACAAUUUCUGCUGCUUUGAAAGGAUAGAAAUGGAGGAGAGGGGUAGGGUUGCUGAGGCCAGAGGCCAAGGAGAUGCCUAAGAUACCCAAGGAGUCAAGGAUUAGGGCCAAGUCUGCAAAGUGGACAGUAAGGUGAGAGACAGAAGGUAAAGGAUUCUCAGCUUGGAGAACCGGGAAUUUGGGAGAGAGAAGCCAACAGGCUCACUGUAUGUGUAAGGAAGAGAGUGGACUCAGUUUUGACAUGCUUGUUAUUAGGUAUAGGAGGAACAGCACAGGAGGUGUAUGCUACUCGAGCAAGAAAGGGUGAGAAUGAGAACCAGGCUGGACCCGGUCACUGGGUGGCUCAACCUGGAAGCAGCUGAGAGGGGAGGAGACCCUGACACUGCCGCUGCAAGGCGACCCAGAGAGGCCUCCUCUUCUCUAGAAGCAGGCACCUCUUGCUGAAGCUUCAGCUCUGAGAGGGGAGGAGAGAAGUGCCAAGACUCGGGGUAGAAAGGAGAGAAAGAAGCAGCAGAGGAAAGUGAGGAAGAGAAAGGAAAAGAGAAAUGAGAGACAAAGAGAUUGUUUCCCCACAUUUUUCCAAAUUUAUGAAGAUAUCAAAAUCUCUUCUAUAUACUGGUGCAGGUACAGCCACAGGGCCACCUCACAAUAACAAGAGUAACCAGAGGUCCCUGUGGACCCAGCCCUGGGCUCAUUUGCUUUACAGACACAGUAGCCCCCUCAGGGUCUGUAGCUUGCCCAGGGUCACCCAGCGGAAUGGGUUGCUGAGCUCGGAAUAAUCCAGAGUCUGUUCAUUUAACCACCAAGCUCAGUGGCUGCCCAAUCACACACUCACUCCCUUCACCUCUCCACAGGUCCUCCAGAGCUCCAUUCAAACAUACUUUCUGUAAAUAAGUGUUGAUUCCUCACUAAGCCUCUAAACUUGCAGGAUAUAGUCAGUUCCUGCUUCUUUUGUCUUUCUCUGUGUAUUAAAUGCUGCUCCUAAGCGGUCUAAGUUUUGUUUUAUUGUUUUUAGUUAAUAAAACGGGAGGAGGGAAUCACUAAAAUUUAUCUUUGGAGUCCUGCAAUUCUCACUUUGCAAUUGUCUCA
Molecule: messenger RNA, 4638 nt
Organism: Diceros bicornis minor
Lineage: Eukaryota; Metazoa; Chordata; Mammalia; Perissodactyla; Rhinocerotidae
Gene: HPSE2
Product: heparanase 2 (inactive)
Exons: 13
Coding region: 613-2106 (497 amino acids)
Cellular component (GO): membrane; extracellular matrix
Molecular function (GO): hydrolase activity, acting on glycosyl bonds
Source: RefSeq, a predicted model, not a curated record